Molecule: messenger RNA, 447 nt
Organism: Spirometra erinaceieuropaei
Lineage: Eukaryota; Metazoa; Platyhelminthes; Cestoda; Diphyllobothriidea; Diphyllobothriidae
Source: the annotation of a GenBank genome assembly
AUGGUGCGUCAGCUCCACGAUAGCAUGACAGCGCGAGUAACGGACAAUGCAGCUGUCUCAGAAGCCUUCGCUGUGACCAAGGGAAUGAAGCAGAGCUGCGUCCUUGCCUCCACCCUCUUAAGUCUCAUGUUCACUGCCAGGCUAAUGGACGCCUACCGCGAUGAACGUCCGGGGAUCCGUGUCACCUACAGAAGGGACGGUGAACGGCUAAGCCACCGGAGAAUGCAUUUUCAAUCGCGUAUCUCCACAAUCACCGGCCAUGAACUUUUGUUCGCCGAUGACUGCGCCCUCAAUACAACUACUAAAGGAGACAGGCAAAGCGACACGGAUAUCUUCUCCGUCGUCUUCGCGAACUUCGGCCUGAUCAUCAACACGGAAAAGACGGUGGUCAUGCUCCAACCGCCACCUAAAACUGCCCACAAUGCGUCGCAAAUCAGCGUGAACUGA